Cotesia glomerata is the source of this 3048-nucleotide messenger RNA. It is a transcript of the gene Cow, whose product is annotated as proteoglycan Cow. The coding region runs from base 733 to 2223 and encodes 496 amino acids. The record is from RefSeq and is a predicted model, not a curated record. Gene Ontology annotation, molecular function: calcium ion binding; protein binding. NCBI's taxonomy places the organism in Eukaryota, Metazoa, Arthropoda, Insecta, Hymenoptera, Braconidae. Gene Ontology annotation, biological process: establishment of protein localization to extracellular region. The transcript has 10 exons.
GUCGAAUAUCGACUGGAUCGCGGACGACGCCGCGCUCGCGCGAAACUAACCGAGGAAAUGGCGUAGGGUGAAAUGAGGAUCGUCCCUACGUAGACUAACCAACAUCCACACUCUUUCGUUGACGGUCUUUAUCUACAGCACAUUCGAUCGAGUCUAGUCAUCUCGUUUCAUCUUAUUCUCCUAUCCUUGACGUCUCGCUUCUACCUGCUCUGGAAUUCGACCAAUAGCGUCAAGUAUGUGUUUGUGCGUCGGCGAUGUAACCGUACCCUUCUCUUCUCGUAGCGUACAGUGUACAGUCAUUAUUUUCUCAACUCCUGGAGAGUAACAUAGCACAAUCGGGGUCGCUGGCUUUUACAAUAUACGUGUUAUAGUACGUCUACGUCGUGCGUGUACUAUCGUCGCGUGUGUAUCAAUAACAACUCUAAUUCUUCCGGUUUUAUCAGUACUGUCAUAUAUUACCGCAUUCUAAAUAGUAUGUCAAGACAAUAUCACUAACAAGACGAAUAAAUAAUCUGUUUAAAUUCAGAUUUAUUAUUUUAUCCUUUCUGCUACGAUUGGUUUCCUAAAUAUAAUCUAUACAUGUUUAUUACGAUAAAUUCAUUAAUUGAUAUAUGAUAUUGUUGGUACCAUAAGUGACACAUUAUUCUAAAAUAUAUUUUUUACCCUGUAAAAAAUAAAAUUACAGAGAAUUAAAAAAAAAAAACUUGAAAGUUUGUUGGAGUGAAAAACAUUAUGAGGCGGUUACUGCGUGGUGUGUUCCUCGUGACGGCAUUUUUUAUUGUAAUUGUCAGGACCGAAGGCAAACGAAAAUUCGACGGCGACUUUGAAUUUGCUGAAGAGGAUGACACAAGAAUCAUGAAAGUUGGGGACAAAAAAAAGUGGAUUCAUGAUCCGAGUAGUGAAUUAUGCCGACCAUUAAAUUGCAAAAAAAAAGAAUUGUGUCUUUUGGAAGAUACAUUUACUGCUGUCUGUGUUUCGAAGAAAGAACUCCAUAAAUCUGGUGACAUUGUAAUUCCUAAAUCUCGAGCUAUGCAACAGAGAAGGAUGCGAACAGAUACUUCAGUAGACAGUGAAGAUGACGACGCUUUCUUUGAUUCUGAAGAUGAUGAAGAUGAAGAUCAGGAUGAAACUAAAUGUCAAGAGUGCCCAGUAGUGAAACCAAACUUCCUCUGUGGAAUUGACAACCGCACAUACAGUUCCCCUUGUCGUCUCGAGUACCACAACUGUAUUCAUCAUACUUCAGUCCACAUCGCGUGCAAAGGAUUCUGCCCAUGCAAAGGAGGAUCAGAUCUUAAAGUACACACAAAAAAAAUUCCCCCUACUAAACUUCAAAAGAAUAUUUUGGGAAAAACUGGUCGGAAUCGCGAUAUUACCCUUACUCCACGAGAUUUCAACUAUGACAAUCAUCAUUAUCAAUAUCUUAAGUACAGCAAACGUCCAAAGGGAUUAGGAAUCAACAGCAAGUACGAAGAUGACAUAAAGCAUUCAAUGAGUAACGAAAUAAGUAAAAAUCCAGCAACCUUGAAGCCUACUUUCGAUUCCCCUGAAGCCAAGUUCAAUCGAUUACGAAACACAGAUUGUCCACCCUCCUCUAGACCAGCAAUGGCUAAUCGAUUGUUGGACUGGUUUUCAGUGGUAAUGGCUGAUGCUAAAUACCGUCGUCAACACUCUAAGUCUAAGGGCCAUUUCCCCAUCGGAUGCCAGCCAGAAGUCAGAUGGAUGUUUGGACAUUUAGAUAAUGAUGAAGAUCGCCGAAUCUCCUUGGCAGAGCUGUACAGCCUUGAGCAUGACCAAAAUGAGCCAUGUCUCAAACCCUUCCUUGACGCAUGUGAUACUGAUGGUGACAUUUUCGUAAGUGGACCAGAAUGGUGUGGGUGCUUUUCGAAAGCAGAAAGACCAUGUGCUGCGGUUCGCAGGCGUUCUUCUCCUGAUGUUGCACCAGCUUGCGAUUCUCGAGGAUAUUAUCGCAGUGUCCAAUGUCAUCGUGGACUAGGUUUGUGUUGGUGUGUCGAUCCCCAUGGUGUGGAAUUUGCAGGUACUCGCACUCGUGGUUCCAAACCAGACUGCGGUAAGUAUGCGAUCGUCAGCAAGAUAAGUAAUGAUGCUCUGAAGACCAAUAGUGUAAACCUCGAAAAUGAAAUUAAUGACUACGACGAUGAAGAUGAUGGCAUAGAUUCUGCAAAUGAUCUCGAAGGUUCAGCGGAUCAGCCCCUCGAUUUUUAAACUUUUAAGUUUUUUUUUUAAAUUAGUUAUUUGAGCACCUUGAUAUUAAUUUUAUUUUUUUUUCUCCAAGAACUGAUAAUUAAAUUAAACAUAACAAUCAAUUGCUCGAGGUCUUCGUAAUAAUUAUGAUAAUAAUUCAUAAUAAUUUUGUCAAUAGUAAAGUCUGUUGAAGAAACGUCGAAUUUAAUUAUCGUGAACUUUAAUUAAUUAUAAAUGCACCCCGCCGUCCUUCAUUAACGUGCAAUUGCGAUAAGGGACGGUUUUAAUAUUAAAAAAUCAGGUUUCUACACAUGUUUUUAAUUAAUUAUCAACAUGUACACCAAACUGUCGUAUUAUCUUUACGCAUAAAAAUCCUAUUUAAUAACGUAAUAAGGUAAAAAAUUAAAAUUUCGCAUCAGAAACCACAUUCAUUAAACAUAAAACUAUUAAAAAUAAAACUACCAGUAAUUUGUAUGACUUAAUAAGUGUCAAUGAAAAUAUUAAAAUAAGAAAAUAAUUACAGUCGAUAAUACAUUCCUUAAGUUAAAAAGUAUGUAUUAAGUGAUCUUACUUGAUAUUAUUUGUAAUCAUUAGACUAAUAACGCCACAGAUAAUAUUAAUACUAAACACGAUAUCAAAACAUCAUUCAUCUUCAGCCUUAAAAUAGUAUUAAAAAUAUUAUUAUUGUAAUUUUUUUUUUUAAACUGCGACCAUCUUAGUUAUUAAAAAAUCUAAAAUAUCAAAUCGCUUAAUCAAUGUCGCAUUAAAUGCUCACAUUCAUGAUCUAUUUUUUAAAAUUUAUUUCUGCUGAUAAAAGUGUUUUAUUUAUAAAUUUAUAGUAGCUAC